Molecule: messenger RNA, 1293 nt
Organism: Cucurbita pepo subsp. pepo (vegetable marrow)
Lineage: Eukaryota; Viridiplantae; Streptophyta; Magnoliopsida; Cucurbitales; Cucurbitaceae
Product: F-box/kelch-repeat protein At1g16250
Molecular function (GO): protein binding
Source: RefSeq, a predicted model, not a curated record
AUGGGUUCGGUUUCGACUGCUUCCGCGUCCCCGUCUCGGCCCCCUGCAGGAAACCCGUCAGCCAAUUUCAAGAUCUGUGUUUCCUAUUGCGGCAAAGAUGCUUCACAAGGCACCACCCUCUCUAAUUGGAUUGAUUGUUACAACCCACAAGACAACUCAUGGAACAGAGUCACUACAAUCCCUGGCCUUCUGGAAAACCACGCUCUCAAAGGAUUUUCCAUGGUUUCAAUCGGAGAAUUCAUAUACGUCAUUGGCGGUCGCCUCUGCGAGAAUAUAGCUCCAGUCGACAACCAAAUCCGAAGCGAAUUGGAAGUUCGACGACAGGUUUGGCGUUACAACGUGCGUGAGAAUAAAUGGUAUAAAUGUGCACCCCUCAUCGUCCCUCGGUUCGACUUUGCUUGCGCUGUCAUCAACGACAAGAUUUACGUCGCUGGAGGGAAAUGCCAGCUCUGUACAGCUACUGGGAUGGCGUCUUCAGAAGUAUACGAUCCAGCACUGGACGAGUGGCAAUCGCUACCAGAUAUGAGUACUUCCCGACAUAAGUGUGUCGGGGUGACGUGGCAAGGAAAAUUUCACGUCAUCGGCGGAUUCGCCGGAAACAACGAUUACAUCGGCAAUAUGGAGAGAAGUUCUGCUGAAGUGUACGACGGCGAAGAAUCCCGUUGGAAUUUGAUAAUUGGAAUGUGGCAGCUGGACAUUCCACCGUAUCAGAUCGUCGCCGUCGAUGAUAAGUUGUUCAGCUCCGGCGAUUGUUUAAAUUCAUGGAAAGGGCAGAUUGAAGCAUAUGAUUGGAAUUUGAAUAUUUGGAAUGAGGUGGAAGGAUCUCAAUUCGAGGCUCUGUCAGCAACGAAAUUCGUCACGAUGGCGCCAGCUGGAGCUGACUUGUACUUCCUUGCAGGACGUAAGAUGCCAAAUCAUCCUUCUAGGAUGACGUCGGUUGUCCACGUGUUUGAUACGUUGGCAAAUGGUGACGCAUGGAGGAGUAUGGAGCCCAUUGAAGAGGAGGGCGAAAAGGAGCUUUGCAGCCAUUGCUGCGUGUCAACUUCCAACGCCCACCUCAAAAAGUUGACGGUCCUUAUCAGUCCCGCGUCCGAUAAAUCUUCACCGUCCAUUAAGCUUCUCGUGCUUCCGCCGCAUGCUGAGUCAUGUGUUCCGGCCAAUGAGAAAUGCGACGUGGCGAGAGGUGAUAGGCUGGAGGUUGUGCGUAUCCACGUUGGCGAUGCGGUCCCCGGGGUCAGGUUGGGUACGGUGCUUUUUCGAUGUGUCGUACGCAGAGGGCACGUGAAAGACUGA